AUGUCGAUCUGGAUAUGGGAACUGGAUCUGGAUUUGGAUCUAAAUUUGGAUCUAAAUCUGGAUCUGGAUCUCGAUCUACAUCUGGAUCUGAAUCUGGAUCUGGAUCUGGAUCUGAAUCUGGAUAUAGAUCUAGAUCUGAAUCUGGAUCUGGAUUUGGAUCUGGAUUUUGAUCAGGAUCUGAAUCUGGAUCUGGAUUCUGGAUCUGGAUUUGGAUCAGGAUCUGAAUCAGGGGACCUGACUCAGGAUCUGAAUCAGGAUCUGACUCAGGAUCUAGAUCAGGAUCUGAAUCAGGACCUGAUUCAGGAUCUGGAUCACUAUCUGGAUCAGGAUCUGGAUCAGGAUCUGGAUCAGGAUCUGGAUCAGGAUCUGGAUCAGGAUCUGGAUCAGUAUCUGGAUCAGGAUCUGGAUCAGGAUCUGGAUCAGGAUCUGAAUCAAGAUCUGGGUCAGGGUCUGGAUCAGGAUCUGGAUCAGGAUCUGGAUAAGGAUCUGGAUUAG
Molecule: messenger RNA, 495 nt
Organism: Uranotaenia lowii
Lineage: Eukaryota; Metazoa; Arthropoda; Insecta; Diptera; Culicidae
Exons: 2
Coding region: 1-495 (164 amino acids)
Source: RefSeq, a predicted model, not a curated record